This is a messenger RNA of Cladophialophora psammophila CBS 110553, 1104 nucleotides long. Its product is annotated as myo-inositol 2-dehydrogenase. Gene Ontology annotation, biological process: NADPH regeneration. The record is from RefSeq and is a predicted model, not a curated record. Gene Ontology annotation, cellular component: cytoplasm. NCBI's taxonomy places the organism in Eukaryota, Fungi, Ascomycota, Eurotiomycetes, Chaetothyriales, Herpotrichiellaceae. The transcript is spliced from 3 exons. The coding region runs from base 1 to 1104 and encodes 367 amino acids. Gene Ontology annotation, molecular function: nucleotide binding; oxidoreductase activity.
AUGUCUUCGCCAAAACUCAAGGUCGCGAUCGCGGGACUGGGCCGCAUGGGAGCUCGCCAUGCUCUCCAUUUCCAUACCAUGACCCCUCGUGCGGACUUGAUUGCCGUUUCCUCCCCAGAUCCGAAAGAACUGGCGUGGGCUACCCGAAACUUGGAAGGUGUGCGGACGUAUCUGGAUUACGACGAGAUGUUGAGGGAAGAGAAGGAGUUGCAGGCCGUUGUCGUUGCGUCGGCAACCAUUGUUCACGCUGAGCAGGCCAUCAAAGCCAUCAAGCGUGGCCUCCACGUCCUGUGUGAGAAGCCUCUCAGCACGAAUCCGGAAGUCUCGCAGGCAGUCGUCACGGCAUACCGGGCUUCGAAGACAACCUACCCGAACCAGAAAGUCAUCUGCGGCUUCUCCCGCCGUUUCGAUGCGUCGUACAGGGACGCUUAUCAGAAGAUGCGCUCGGGAUUGAUCGGACGCCCAGCUGUCUUCCGAUCCCAGACCUGCGACAAGCUUGAUCCAUCUGGGUUCUUUGUGCAGUACGCGCAGUUUUCGGGUGGCAUUUUCGUGGACUGCUCAAUCCACGACAUUGACCUGGCGCUGUGGUUUUUCGGCGAGGACUCCGUCGUCAAGUCCGUCAGCGCGAUCGGCAUCACGGCUGUCUCUCCCGAAUUGCGAAAGUACAACGAUCGUGACAAUGCGUUGGGCAUCGUCGAAUUCUACGGAGGCAAGAUCGCUCAGUUAUACUGCAGUAGAAUGAUGGCUGCUGGACAGGAAGACAGCACUGAGAUCACCGGCACCGAAGGGAAACUCGCCAUCAACACACAACCAAUGUCCAACCUAGUUAACAUCUACGAGCCAUCGGGCAUCCGUCGUGAGAUCCCGCCGCACUACUACGGCCGCUUCCGGGAGGCGUUCAUCACUGAAGCAAACGAAUUCACCGCCUGCUGUCUCGACAACACCGAGCCUCCCUUCCGACUCGAAGGCGCUGUUGCAGCGGUCAAGAUCGGCUGUGCAUUGCAAGAGAGUCUUAUCACGGGCAAGAAGAUCGAGUUCAACGAGAUCGGCCAACGGAUAGACAGUGCAGCGGAUGAUGCCACUCCACUGACUGCGAGAUUGUGA